CUGGAGUCCGCCACUUACAUCAAGCUACCUCAUUAAAUAACCAUCCUAUUCUACACAAAGAAAAAAAACACAGAGAUCGAGAGAGAAUGGCAGGAGGAAGAACAAGGCAUGAGUCGAGGGACGAUGAUGACCAUGAUACGAAUUUGGGAUUAAACAAGUACCCAGAUAAGCUACCACUUGGUACAUCAGUUCCAGAUUCAUCAAAGGACUACAAAGACCCUCCUCCCGCACCCAUGUGGGAACACGGCGAGCUCAGAAGAUGGGCCUUUUGGAGAGCUGGUAUUGCUGAAUUCGUCGCUACCUUCUUGUUCGUCUAUGUCUCCAUUUUAACUGUCAUGGGUGUUCUUCGUACUCCCAACAAGUGUAAUACUGUUGGUAUUCAGGGUAUUGCUUGGGCUUUUGGUGGCAUGAUCUUUACCCUUGUUUACUGCACUGCUGGUUUUUCUGGUGGACACAUAAACCCAGCAGUGAGCUUUGGGAUGUUAUUGGCAAGGAAAUUGUCGAUAACAAGAGCAGUAUUCUACAUGUUAAUGCAGUGUUUGGGAGCCAUUUGUGGUGCCGGGGUGGUUAAAGGGUUCCAACCCACCCCAUAUGCUUUAUUGGGUGGUGGUGCCAAUGUGGUUGCUGAAGGUUAUACAAAGGGUGCUGGUCUUGGUGCUGAGAUUGUUGGCACUUUUGUUCUUGUUUACACUGUUUUCUCUGCUACUGAUCCCAAGAGAAUUGCAAGAGACUCUCCUAUUCCUGUUUUGGCGCCUCUCCCAAUUGGAUUUGCGGUGUUUUUGGUCCACUUAGCAACUAUCCCAAUCACCGGAACAGGCAUCAAUCCAGCUAGGAGUUUGGGAGCUGCAAUCGUCUACAACAACAGGCUAGGAUGGGAUGACCAAUGGAUAUUCUGGGUGGGACCCUUCAUUGGAGCCGCUCUUGCUGCUGUGUACCACCAGAUUGUUCUGAGAGCCAUGCCCUUCAAGUCCAAGUCUAGCAGCAAAACUAUAGCUUCUACUCCAUAGUUUGCUUAAUUAAUUUGGAAUUAUAUUAAUUAAAUAUAGUUCUUUUUAAUUUAUCUUUUUUUUUUUUCCUCUCUCUCCUCUGAAAUCUCCAUUUUAUUUUGUCGAUCAUUUUGUGCUUAAUUAAAUGUGUGUAUUAUUAGUACUAUUACUAUUAUCGGGAACAAGAUCAGCUUGUUGUAAUUAAUGGGUUUUGUCCAUUUCGAUCA
Molecule: messenger RNA, 1213 nt
Organism: Spinacia oleracea (spinach)
Lineage: Eukaryota; Viridiplantae; Streptophyta; Magnoliopsida; Caryophyllales; Amaranthaceae
Product: probable aquaporin PIP1-4
Exons: 4
Coding region: 87-1007 (306 amino acids)
Biological process (GO): transmembrane transport
Cellular component (GO): membrane
Molecular function (GO): channel activity
Source: RefSeq, a predicted model, not a curated record